This is a messenger RNA of Gadus chalcogrammus (walleye pollock), 7205 nucleotides long. RefSeq lists its product as uncharacterized. The record is from RefSeq and is a predicted model, not a curated record. The transcript has 2 exons. The coding region runs from base 5048 to 6880 and encodes 610 amino acids. Lineage: Eukaryota; Metazoa; Chordata; Actinopteri; Gadiformes; Gadidae.
ACCCGCCUCCACAGCGGCACACGUGGAUACUGUAGGUAUAACACGCUAUUUUUUACGUUGAAAUGCUACGUAUCCAGUGUUCAUGGAAACGUACACCGUGGACGUAUUUUCUUGGCGACUGGGUUGAAUAAAUACACCUGUGUCUUAAAGGGGGUUAGAGUCCCUCGGGUGGGGUUAGAGACCCCUUCUUUGUUUGUGUAUUAAAUAAUUCUAUGUGGUAAGAAGGUUAGAGUCCUUUAUCAGGGUUAGAGUCCCUUUGCAGAGGAAACGGUAUGCCUGGGGCAUGAGUGGCACCCAGAGGAAAAAGGUAAAUGAGAAUAAGAUAAACUAGGCUCGUUGCAUGGUGAAGGAAUACCCACGAGACCAUAGGGCCUAUAAGAAUCGGGCAUAGUGAUACAAGACUACCGAUGGCCAAGUAAUGGAUGUGUAAUAAAUACACCUGUGUCUUAAAGGGGGUUAGAGUCCCUCGGGUGGGGUUAGAGUCCCCUUCUUUGUUUGUGUAUUAAAUAAUUCUAUGUGGUAAGAAGGUUAGAGUCCUUUAUCAGGGUUAGAGUCCCUUUGCAGAGGAAACGGUAUGCCUGGGGCAUGUGUGGCACCCAGAGGAAAAAGGUAAAUGAGAAUAAGAUAAACUAGGCUUGUUGCGUGGUGAAAGAACACCCUCGAGGCCAUAGGGCCUAUAAGAAUCUGGCAUAGUGAUACAAGACUACCGAUGGCCAAGUAAUGGAUGUGUAAUAAAUACACCUGUGUCUUAAAGGGGGUUAGAGUCCCUCGGGUGGGGUUAGAGUCCCCUUCUUUGUUUGUGUAUUAAAUAAUUCUAUGUGGUAAGAAGGUUAGAGUCCUUUAUCAGGGUUAGAGUCCCUUUGCAGAGGAAACGGUAUGCCUGGGGCAUGAGUGGCACCCAGAGGAAAAAGGUAAAUGAGAAUAAGAUAAACUAGGCUCGUUGCGUGGUGAAAGAACACCCUCGAGGCCUAAGGCUCGCCGCCCUUGAUAAGUGAAUCUGAGGUGCCCGAAGAAGCACAACGAUUUCUUGGCCAUAUAUUCAUUGCAUAUGCGGGGACUGACGGACAGACACCUGAACUGACGCAGACUAGGGAUAGCAGUGACCUCUCACCCCCACCUUCACGACCAGAGAGCAAGUGCGUGUGUAUGGAGUCAAGAACGAGAGUCAGCGUGGGUGGAAGAAUAGGAGAGCAUGAGUGAGAGAGAGACAGAGAGACAGUGUGUGUAUGCGCGUGAGAGAGAGAGACAGAGUGGCUGUGUGUGUGUGUAAGAGGCCCAGAGAGAGAGAAAGAAAGAGAGCGAGCGUAUGUGUGGGCCGGCUAAAUAUAGAAAUAAAUAAAUCAAUGAUAACCCUGCUAUGUGUGCAACGCUUGCUUGCUUUGUUAUGCUCAACGCUAUUUUGCUGUGUCUGAUGAUUGUGGGUGCGGUAGCAGACGGAUAAUUGCAUUGACCACAGCGGACGGGAAUAGUAGACACCUGUUGCCCCUCACUAGUAAGGUGUGAGCGGCUGGGCAUAUAUCUCUGUCCAGACUCCCUGUGCAUGUGUGUCAGAAAGAGAGAGAGAAAGGCUGUGAGCGAUUCUGUGUGUGCGCGUGUACGCAAGAGGCAAUGUUCAUGUGUGUGCGUCUGCGGGAGACAGAAUGAGAGGAGCCGUGUGUGAAGUCAGUGUGAAUGUGCGUUUGUGUGAGAGGGAGCGAGAGAGAUAGCAAGGAGAGAUAGCAAGGAGAGCUAAAGUCGGAGGACGAUCGAGAGGGACCAUUUUCCCUCUAGACAGUUCGAGGUAGCGAUAGAGUGCGUGUUUUUCUAACAAUGAAUGUUUCAGGACCACGAGAAGGGACUCUGUAUGGUUUUCAGGCCCAGAGAAUCCACAGGGGGAGGGUCAGCUUGUAGCAAUCACAAAACAAGCUGAUGAGGAACCAAUACUGCAGGUUCUGAUAAAUGAUAGAGGCACGCCAAUGAUGGCUGACACUGGAGCCACUUACACUUGCGUAGGUUCAAAAUAUGCCUCUCAGCUCCCCAUGGCAGGAAAAUUCGCCAAAACUUUAGAAUUUCUCGGGACACACGCAGUUAAUACCUAUGACAGCUCCAAGGAUGACAAUCAGAGAAUUCUUAUUUUAAGUUGUAUAUGUGAGUGAGUGAGUGAGUGAGUGAGUGAGUAAGAGAGAGAGUAAGAAAGAGAUUGAAUUUGCAUUGUGCUGAAUAGAUUAUUUGUGUGCUUGGAUGUACUCUGUAUUUGGUCCCUGAAUGUAACCUAUGUCCACUGUUUUAGAGAAAACGUAGAACCACCACUGGGAUUGGUGAUUCUGUGGUUCUUGGAGACUCUCCAUCGCAUCGGAACAUCAUGUGGUAUAGAUCAUUACAUCUUGGUACACAGAACGGUUUGGAUCAGAGGGAGAAGGUGUUUGGAGAAGGGAGAGGAAUGUAAAGAAAGAAAAAAGGGCGGAUGCGGACCGACCCAGAGGUAAUAAAUCAGCGGAGAGGAGGCUGGGGGUCGGUUUAGCUCAGGAAGUAGAGGGUGUCUUGUAACCGAAAGGUUGCUAGUUCGAUCCCCAUCUCCUCCUAGCUGAGUGUUGAUGUGUCCCCCCUGAGUAAGUUACAUGGUGAUCACAGGAUUUAGGAAUAAUUAUCUAGACUCCAAAACAUGAGCAAUUAGCGUUAAAGAUUGUCUGCACACCACACUCCACAGGAGUCAAUGGGUUCAAUGGCGCCAGGGUAAAGUGACUCAUCAAAAGAGGAGCAGACCCAACCCAUGGACUCUGCGUGGAUAGGGGGAUGUUAUUUUGGUGCUUGGACCUGACGAGGUCUAGGUGCCAAGAUAACAACACAAAUAAAAUAUUUCCUUAGAGAUUAUGAUAAGUAAUAGACAAUUUAUUAAAAGUGAUCUUAUAAUUUAGAAAAAACAAUCGGCAAUACUUAAAAAUUAGACCAAAUAAGUAUGAUAAAACGUUAUCCAAAUUUCUAAUUUAGGUUAUCCACAAUGACAAAAUGUCAUUUAAAAUAAAUAAGCAAAAUAAAAUAAGAAAGGAUGUGUGUGUGAGCCUGUUCUCGUGUGUGUGUCGGGGCUGCCAAGGUAGGGGAGAAUCCUCUCCUACUCAGAGUGAUGGGAUACACAAGGGGAUACACAAGCAUACUUCAGAUAAAACAACAUGGUUAAUUAGUAAAUGGAAACAAUGUAUCAAUUCAGUGUUGAAUAAACUAGAUAAGGACAACGUAGAGGGUUUGGCUUUGGUAUAGUAGUGAAUCAAAAUGUGGAAAACACUAAAUGCAAUCAAUAGGUAGAAUAAAAGGUUUAAUUAGGUCGUCCAAUUUAAAUAGAUAGUGAAGGGCAAUCGGGUAGGAUUAUGAAGAGAAUUGUGAUUUUGAGUAACGGUUAAGACAGAAGUGAGUCGCCCAAUAUUGAAAAUGCAAGUUUUAAUAUUGUGAUUUUUGUUUUCUUUCACAUCUCCCUAGUUAAGGACAAUAGGUGGAUUGACGCCACAUCUGCUGGGAAGGAGUCAUACAUGCUAUGUUGUCAAAUUGGAUUCGGAAGUAGUGGGUUUACCUUUCAAAUGCCACUACUGCUGCUGCAACACUUUAAUAAUUUUAACUCUGAUAAAUUACCUUUUGUUUUAUAGUUGCCCUGAUGUGUAUCUUUUACGCACACACACGCUGCAUAGGGCAGAUGCGGCUGAAGACUCUGUCUCCAUCCCUCCACUUUGCGAUCUAUACCACCAUAUAGGUGGGGAUUGAUCGUAUCCCAGGUACACUGCCCUACAAAGGCAAAGUGCAGUAACUACGUAUUUUGUCAAAAUUGAGUUCAGACUGAAAAUGGGUUUUAUGUCACCUUCUUUGUCUUGAGACAAAAACUCUUGGUCCAACUGUGUCCCGUUUUAGAGAAAUCCCGAUGUAAAAUUUGCAGUAACUACAAAAUCCAACCUAAUACCAAGGCUAAACGCAGUAAGUGAAGUAUCUGCGUUCUGCCUUUGUUCACCCGGCUUUGACACAGUAGAUACUGCGGUCUGCCUUAGUAGCGCGCGUAGUAGCGCGCGCCCCAUCCGAAUCUACUGUACACACGGCAUUCCCGCUCUCACACACCACCAACAAGCAAACAAGUAAACAAGCUAUAUGCUAUCCUAAAACUGAUCAUGGCACAAUCCCGAGGAAAACUCAUGGUGGAACUUGCUUUGAAACGCAAGUAUCCAGACAAUGGUAAGGACGAUGGAUAAAUAUCAAGAACUGACCUAAAUCUAUUAAACCAUUUUAGCCUACCUGCUCCCUUGAAGCCUGUAGCAUCUUCCCACUCUGGAAACGCUGUCAUAGUCCAAUUACGAUCACGUCGCUGUUUUGUUUCUUGUCUUCAUUUCUGAAACUAUUUUCUUUCGGGGCAGCUAAUCCAACUGAUGUGAAGAUAACAAGAUCAGCCUACUCAUUUAGUUAGUCGACUCCAUUUAAGUCACUGUUACUUUAGCAUUCUAGAGUUAGCUGAUCUCCUGAGGAGAUCGCAAAUACGAUAUUGAAUAAAAAUGAAAUGUCCAUUUAGCUCGGUUGUUUACUUCUCAUUCCACACGCUACAUCACAUGGUUUAGGUAAAUUAUCGCGUUGUCUAAAGGAUAGCCAAUGAAGUUCAAGCAGAAAGUCGCAAACCCACCAUCGAGAUCAGUCGACUUCUUCGGUUCAUUUCUUCUAUUGUAUAAAAUGGCAGUCACUCAUUUUGACGUGCGGAUAGAUAGUCAACGUUUUCCAAUAAUUCUACUUUCUUGAGCGUCAUGGAAACGCACUGACUGACAGCCAGAGGGGCGGGUCUCACUGGCCGUGACCCAGGGCACACGGUCUAAUGAACAACACAACUUUUUCUCAUGCAAACGCAUGAGAACUAGGAAUCUACAUAUGAUAUACAGGAUGAAUAAAAUGUGCAUACUAAUUAUGAGGAAAAAACUAAUAUUUAGAAUACAAGGAAAGUUAUGAUAAUCACAUUCUUUUAUUAUCAUGUCAUGAGAGAGCCCAAUUUCAACCAAACAGUGAGGAUGAGACACUGAGGGAAGAGUACCUUAAAAGCUUGUUUGCCUCAAUGGAGGCAGAAGUUGAGGACCAUUCGACCCAGGGUUCAGAAGUGAAUUAUUUUACAGCUCACAGGGAAGAACAGUGCAUGGUGAAGGGAGAUGGUUGUUAUGAGGAGGAGGAGGAGGAGGAUGUGGAUGAAGGGGAUGUAACGUAUGUGCCAGAAAAUGAAGGUGAUGAGGAUGAGGAUGGUAGCGAUGAAGUUAGCACCAGCAUUAACCGUCAAGAGCCAUCCUCGGCUGACAAACAAAAGACCCCACAGCUUGGGAAGCCUUGUGGCCUAAUUUGCAGAAAGAAGUGCACAACUAAAAUAACAGAGGGCCAGAGGAGUGAAAUAUUUGGUGCAUAUUGGAAGAUGCCCUAUGCAGAUAGGAAAAGCGUUAUGUUCCAUAUGAUGUCAAAAGAAAAGACAAAGCGACUCACCACAGGGGGCCCAAGCAAGCGCAAGCGGUCAUACAAAUACCACCUUAAGGAUGACCAGGGCCAGCGACAUGAGGUGUGCAAAGCAAUGUUUUUAUCCACCGUAGGGUACCACCCGAAAAAUGACAGACUAAUAACGACGGUUUUUGGUGGUGCUGACUCCUCAGGUCUAACCCCACCGCCAGAAAGAAGGGGAAGGCAUUCUCCAGCCAACAAGAUCGACUUGACUCCAAUGUUUGAUCACAUUGAGUCAUUCCAUCCAUCAAUCAGCCAUUAUAGGCGAGAGCAUGCCACGAACAGGAGGUAUCUGCCAAGUGACAUCACCAUCAAGUCCAUGUUUCAGGAUUACAGGCAGAAGUUCACAAAAGGCUCUUAUGAAACCUACAGGAAGGCCGUAAAGGAGCUAAACAUCAGCUUCACAAAGCUAAGGGAGGAAGAGUGUGAACACCGCCUGCGGCACGAGGUCCACCUAAAGCAAGAUCACCAGGCUGAUGCCCCUGAAUGCCACAAUUGUCUAAAGUGGGAGGACCAUAAGAAGAGAGCAGAGAGUGCAAGAACUCAUUAUCGAUUGGAUGCAGAGAAGGAGCAGGUGGAUGAGGUCAUCCGUAGUGUGGACUUACAAAAAGUCAUCAUGCUGCCCCGAAUGCCUGGAGUGAAGUCAGCAGUCUUCACUCGUAGAAUCACUGCUUUCCACGAGACCUUUGCAAGUGUUGGCAAAUUCAAACCUUCAAAGAAGAAGACGCUGUCUGUGGUAUGGCAUGAGGGGAUUGCUGGCAGAUCAGCAGCAGAGGUGGCAUCUGCGUUUGUCACCUCCCUUCAUCAGGAGAGGGAUGUGCGCUUUGUAAGUUACUGGGUGGACAACUGCACAUCACAGAAUAAGAACUGGACCCUUUUGACCACUUUGGUUAAAGUUGUAAAACACGCCGCCAAUAAUAUCCAAACAAUUACCCUGAAGUAUUUCGAACCAGGACACACUUUCAUGAGUGCGGAUAGCUUCCACCAUGGAGUGGAAAAGGCAAUGAGGAAGCAACCUGGAGGUGUCGUCUUGGACUUUGAAGACUUCAAGGGAGUAAUUAGAUCGUCCAAUUCUGGCAGGGUGAACGUAGUGGACCACCAGUGCACAAACUUCCUUGCCUGGAGCAGCGGCCACUCAGUGACCAAACUCAAAAAGGUGCCAAAUCUGUCUGGAAUGGCCAUCAUCCAGCUGAGAAGGGGUUCCAGGAGCAUGUUCAUCAAAAUGGCUCAUGAUGAAGUAGAGUACACAGAAUGUGACUUUCUCAUGAAGAAGGUGACCUUGGAGUACCCUGGGCAGUUGAGACCUGGAGACAAGGGGGUAGAGAGGGAGAAGAAGAUGGACAUCAUCGCUAAAAUCUGCCCAAUGAUGCCCCCACACCGCCGUCACUUUUGGGAGAAUUUGGCUUAGGAGGAGUGAAAAGGAGCGAAAAUAAAUGUGCACGCACACACACACACACACAAACACACCCACACCCACACACUACACGUUUUCUCUCUCUCUCUCUGGCACGCUCACAUGUUGUAUGUUGUUACUGUUUGGUUUCUGUUAUCUGUUAUCCUUAUCUGUAGUUAUUAUGGAUAUUAUUAUAGUUCAAACUAAUGUACACUUACUUUAAUACACACAUGUAUGCACAUGUAUUCAAGAGUUCCACUGAAUCACUUAUCUAAGCUUCCCACUGGCUGCCACCAUGCAGUAGCCCCUACACACACACACACACACACACACACACACA